AUGAACAAAUUUGCCUCAGCUACCGAGCAGGGUCCUGUCUACUUAUAUCUAUCUAUCUCGGUCUGUUCAUUAUCUCUAUCUGAAUCUAUUCAUAUCUAUCUCAAUUUGUUCAUUAUCCCUCUCUCUAUCUAUCUAUCUAUCUAUCUAUCUAUCUGCCUCAGUCUAUUAGUCGGUCUUUUUUUCUGUUUCUUUCUUUUACUAACUUCCCUUCUUUAUAUUUCUUUACCGAUCUGUUCAAAUCUGUCAAAAAAUCUAUCUAUCUAUCUAUCUAUCUAUCUAUCUAUCUAUCUAUCUCUGUUCAUAUCUAUCUUUUCUAUCUAUUUAUCUAUCUAUCUCUGUUCAUAUCUAUCUGUCUGUCUAUCUAUUUAUCUAUCUCUCUCUGUUCAUAUCUAUCUGUCUAUCUAUCUGUCUCUGUUCAUAUCUAUCUAUCUAUUUAUCUAUGUUCAUAUUUAUCUAUCUCAGUCUGUUCAUAUCUAUCUAUCUAUCUAUCUAUCUACCUUUCUCUUUUCAUAUCAAUCUGUCUAUCUGUCUCUGUUCAUAUGUAUCUAUCUCUGUUCAUAUCUAUCUAUCUAUCUAUCUAUCUCAGUCUGUUCAUUAUCAAUCUAUCUAUCUAUCUAUCUAUCUAUCUAUCUAUCUAUCUAUCUAAUACUACGUGGAAAUAGCUGCACAUUUGAAUAA
Acanthosepion pharaonis is the source of this 678-nucleotide messenger RNA. The record is from the annotation of a GenBank genome assembly. NCBI's taxonomy places the organism in Eukaryota, Metazoa, Mollusca, Cephalopoda, Sepiida, Sepiidae.